GACGGACUCUCACUAAAAUAACAGGAACUAAAAUGCCAGAUUCCACUGGCAGCCCGUCCGCGCCGUGUGUCUCCCUCUCCCUUUGCCAGUGUUGUCGACGCUGCUGCUGCUGCUGCGCCCGUUCCAGUUCGUGUGGCCCCUCUCCCUUUCGUGUCUCCUGCUCCCUUGACAGCAGUUGAACACCAUCCCUUCUCCUCCAUGUCAAAAGUCACGUAGAGUUGAAAGAUUCUUUCUGCUUCGUCCAGUUGAAGCGCUUUAUCCACGCGACCAACAUGUCGCACCACGUUCAUUUUCACUUUACUGCUCGUCACAUCAGGCUGGCCUGAACCUUAGAUCGCGUCUGGACAAUCAUUUGCGCUACUUGGCCAGAGACCUCUUCGCUCGCUGUCAGCUUUGGGCACAACCUUUCGCUACAAUCUCGGCCGCCUACCCUCGAGCGCUACCUCUUCAUACAAAAAACCCCAACCCCCUUGCUAACGGACGACUCGCAACACCACGCGACAAUGACUCGAAAGAAGUCUGUCCAGGAGCCGGAGAAGGCUCACCGGCUCUCUCUGGCUGAGUUGGCCGCGUACGACGACGUCUGUUCAGACGUACUAAUAGAUAAUGCUUACUACAAGUACCGCAUACGGAAGAACCGGACGAAGCACAUCCCUGUUAGAGGUAUCAAGGAAGAUGAAGUACCCCGGAUUCUCCUGCACAAGGUCAUCGUCGAUAAGGACUUGGUGGCAGCCGAGAAGGCCUUGCUUGCCCUGCCUGGAUUGAAACGGUACAAGCAAAGCCUGCGCUCCAAAGCCGAACAAGAACAUUUUCUCAGCCACCUUCGCAAGUACAUCGCCAUGUACCAAACCGACUGCCCUUGGGAGGUGUCCGCUACCAAUCGGUAUACCAUCACCACAUAUGAGGCCGCCGUCACCGCACGACGAAGGAUCAAGCAAGGCGACACGGUCAAAUACCUCAUAGGCACUCUCGUGCCUCUAACCACGGAGGAAUCGGCCGAGUUAGACCUGAGCAACCGCAAUUUCAGCAUCGUUGUCUCCAGUCGCAAAAAGAACUCGUCCAUCUUCUUGGGCCCUGCGCGGUUCGCCAACCAUGACUGCGAUGCAAAUGGUCGCCUUGUGACAAGGGGUCCGGACGGUAUGGAAGUGGUCGCCAUGAAGAACAUUGAGGUUGGGGACGAGAUCACCGUAUCAUAUGGUGAUGACUACUUUGGACCCGGCAAUAUAGAUUGUCUCUGUCAUACUUGCGAGGUUCUUGAGCGCAACGGCUGGACAUCGAAAGCUGCGGUUCUCGAGCCUUCAAGCCACGCUUCUACUCCUUCACGCGAACUCAUCGACAAUCACCGGUCACGCAGCUUAAAGCGCAAGCGGGCACCAGAAGCGUCUUCGCGACAGUCUUCAGCUCCUCCUUGCAAGCAGCUAAAGACUAAUCUGUCCCCUUCCAAGCUGCAACGUUCGUGGACCCCUCCUACAAGCUCCGAUUCCGACCACGGUCAGUCAGGCGCCGUUACCGGCUUAUCGGAGGCUAUCGAUCCCACAUCUUCGGUUUCUGGGGAGAAGACCACGCUUUCUCCACCUCAUAGUCCAUCACGAUUGACAGAGCGCGAAGGUGCCGAAGACAGCAAAUCAGAAGCAGCAUCGACUCCUCCAACCACAGUCGGUGAUGGAUCGCUAGAUGCAAAGCAAAAGUCACCCAGUAGUGCCAAGUCCAAGAGAAAUUCCCGCGAGAGUAAGAUGACUGCUAGACUACUUGGCAAGAUUUCCGCACGAGCACCCAUCUCUCCAGCGCCUACAUCUCCAUCAAGUUAUGGUUCAGCAAACGAGACGGGGCCGUCAACCCAACAAAUCCCUGCAAAUCCCAUCAGUGACAGUGCUGUUACCAUCAAAAUCGAAUCAAUGGAGACGACGAAACUGGAAGCAGAUGGGGACACCAUUGUGGUUGAUUCCUUGAGCCAAGAUUCAGGAACAACGGCCGACGUAUUUUUCGAUGUUGCUAAUGAAGUGGCCACCACGGUCAGCCCUGAGAUAGCGGGUGCCCCUGUACCACAUGCCAUCUCGACUCUAGCGACUACCACUGUUACGAGAGAAGUUGAAAAGCCCAAGGACGCUGACACAGAAGACGGAGUUUUGCCGUCCAUUGAGCCCAACACAACGUCAACCACAGUGACCAAGUUGACCGUCCACCCGGUUACGGGCACAAUUCGGAUAGCCGGGGAUUAUAUAUUGACCCGAAAGUUACUGGCUCAACCUCAUGACCGUUGGGUUCAAUGUCACAAUGACAAAUGCUAUGGAUUCUUUGUUCAACCCAAUGGAUACCAAACCCGACGCGAAUGUCCCCGAUGUGAACGACACAGCAUGCUGUACGGCUUUGCUUGGCCCAAGACCGAUCCUGACCCACGCAAACUGCUCGAACGAUCGGGACGCGGGAAAAAAGGAGCCGGUGCUACUGAGUACAGCGCGUACCGCCGGAAAGGCCGGUGCGGCAAGGGGACCUGGGUUGAAGGCGCAGGCGAUCCGGAAGAACGAGUGUUGGAUCACCGUACAAUUCACCGGUUUGUGCUUCCCGAGGAAGAGCGAGAAUUGACCAGAAAGGGGCUUCUCAGAGAAGCAGAGCUGGCCAGAGCAGCCGGAGACCAUGCGCUCGCGCUUCUAGAGGCCAAGAUGCGCGCUGGAUCCAGAGGCUUGGGAACGGAGAGUGCUGCACGGGAUCGAGAUGUGAGCGGAAGUGGUGGACCUGGGUCGUCGACGCCGGAUGAGGCGCGAAGGAGAAGUAAUCGCUUCGUCACGAGGCCGGUGGGUGUGUAUACGGACAGAUUUUAGUUUUGCUGCCCGUUGUUACACCGAAAGGUGUGGCAGCAGCGGCAGCUUCAGAUCCGUGGUGGUCGUGGUGAUGGUGGACUUUGCUUGUCACGCUUAGCUGUGCAGUGGUCAGCUUGUGGAUUAGCUUUGAGCAAUGAAUUAAAGGCCAUCAGAGACGCAAGCUUCAACGCAAGAUGGUCGCCUACAAGUGUGCAUUGUGCUUGGCUACUAUGUAGAGUAUGUACAGUACUGGAUACUACUAGUAUGAGUGCCUUAUUACAGAACAGCAUACAGUGAUUCGGGGUGGAUGGAUGCUCUGUCUGGCGUCCCGAUAGUCCCAAAUGCCCAACUACUACCUACCUAGA
This is a messenger RNA of Exophiala dermatitidis NIH/UT8656, 3163 nucleotides long. Its product is annotated as histone-lysine N-methyltransferase SUV420H. The record is from RefSeq and is a predicted model, not a curated record. Bases 504 to 2819 code for a protein of 771 amino acids. Lineage: Eukaryota; Fungi; Ascomycota; Eurotiomycetes; Chaetothyriales; Herpotrichiellaceae. Gene Ontology annotation, cellular component: nucleus. The transcript has 2 exons. Gene Ontology annotation, molecular function: protein binding; histone H4K20 methyltransferase activity.